AUGACUGAAGCAGCUGGACUGUGGUGGUCGGAUAGUGAUAAUGAAAAUGAUAAUUUAGGAAAUAUAACGCCGAAUAAUACAAUUAGUAAUAUGGACGAGUUGGACGAUUUUAGCGAUAGCGAUAGUAAUAUUGACAUUUAUAGGAAUAUACGUAGUAGUAAUUAUGAAAACGAUGUUAUGGAUUUACUUAAUGUAGAAAGUAAUGUAGCUAUAGAAAGUAUUUUUAAUGAAGUAGAAGAUAGAUAUAUAAUUAGGAAUAAUAACGAAAAUCGGUAA
This is a messenger RNA of Macrosiphum euphorbiae (potato aphid), 276 nucleotides long. The record is from the annotation of a GenBank genome assembly. NCBI's taxonomy places the organism in Eukaryota, Metazoa, Arthropoda, Insecta, Hemiptera, Aphididae.